Penicilliopsis zonata CBS 506.65 is the source of this 832-nucleotide messenger RNA. RefSeq lists its product as hypothetical. The record is from RefSeq and is a predicted model, not a curated record. The coding region runs from base 158 to 592 and encodes 144 amino acids. The transcript is spliced from 3 exons. NCBI's taxonomy places the organism in Eukaryota, Fungi, Ascomycota, Eurotiomycetes, Eurotiales, Aspergillaceae.
AUUCUCCUGUAGCCGGGUUUCCUCCAAUUGUUUGCUGCACUGCCUGCCCACCCCCUUCUCCCAUGUGAAGUCUCCCUAGAGAUAAGGAGUCAGCACCCAGAAGUAAUUCCCGUAGGAAGUCAGUCAAGCCUCGUUGCUGUGAAGAUCGACGCCCUGCAUGACCUCUGGUCCCGUAUAUCAAAUGAGAGCCGCAGGGGGCGCCUCUGCAGCCAUAAAGAUAGCCCCAUUCCCUCUCCUCGUUUCGAACCUGCAGAGACGGUUUCGCGAUCGCAUCCAGUCGUCGUACCGGUCAGAGCUCGAGCCCCUUGAGACGAACACGAAUCCUCGAGGCCCGUUCAUACCACUACCCUCUCCGCUCAUCUUCCGUUCAAACCUAUUUAUCAGCUUCUUGGGAGCUGCUCACCGCCCGCCCGAACCAGCGCCCCAAAAUUCCCCAGAAAAAAAGCGCUUUUUGUUGCUUCGCCCCCGCCACGGUCGGAGAGGACAGAAAGCGAGAUUCUCCCUCUGGCUGGAGCUCAACCGCAACUCACGACUCGAGAGUCAUUGCAUUGUACUCGCUGACUCUACCCAGGCCUUUCCAGACGUGGUUUAAUGCUAUUUUUGGCCUCCCUGCCCUUGACUUUCCUCUGAGAAUCCAACCGCUUGACCGCUCUCCCCCCCUCCCAUUUUCCUCUCCUGAGCCCCAUCCAUCCCUCUCUACCUCCUCCUACUGGCACCCGCCCGGCGGACUCAGCUCAUCGCCACACCACUCACCGCAGCCUGCUUCUUCGGCACAUUUCUCGCUUAACCCUCGACCUCCUUAUUCAGAUUGGAUCCCUUUCGGCGAUCGGCA